CAGGUGUACCUGUCAAACGAUUAGUGUUGUUAUUACCCCUCAGAAUCCCAGCCGACAGACAAAAAACAAUGGUCCUUGUUUAUGCCCAUGCACUCUGUAUAAACUGCAUGUUUCGACAAGCAUAUAAACGUACGGCCAUUGUGCUGUGGUAAAUGUUUCACAGGACACGAGUGGAAAAAACGAGGAAGUAGCCUACCGCUGUCACAUUACGGCAGGAUGGCGCUCCGGGCAGCUGGAGGUCGUUUAUGGCAGUUUCAGAAGAGCUGUCUGAAGGUUACCAGCUUUCAAACACUAGGAACAGUCAAAUACAAAAGAAGCUGUCCCGUUGAAGUGAGCCAUCUGGAUCAUUUGGUGCUUACAGUGAAAAGUGUGCCAGAUACAAUCAGUUUUUACAGCUCAGUUCUUGGCAUGGAGGUGGUCACUUUUAAGGGAAACCGCAAGGCUCUGAGCUUUGGGCAGCAGAAGUUUAACCUUCACCAGCGGGGGCAGGAGUUUGAACCAAAAGCUAAGCAUCCAACCUCCGGCUCUGCAGACUUGUGCCUCAUAACCAAAACCCCUCUAGCUGAAGUAGCUGCUCAUCUUAAGGCUUGUGGAGUCAAGAUUGAAGAGGGUCCCGUGGAGAGGACGGGGGCUGUGGGGACCAUCAACUCACUGUACUUUAGAGAUCCUGACCAAAAUCUUAUUGAAGUGUCAAACUAUAACCAGUCAACAGAAAAGGACUCUUCUUGAUACUUCUUUGGCCUUGGUUACUGACAUGUCAAACAACUCACCAGCCCACCAAACUCAUUCUAGUCUGGUAUACAACGCAAAAUUAUUGCUUUUACUAUAAUUGUAUUUAGUUUAAGCUGUUAUUUUAGAGUCUGUUAUGAGUCAUUAGGACAGGGUGUGGGUGUUCAGCUCUGCUUAAGUUUCUGUUUUAGUUGUGUUUAGACGAGGCAGUGCAGGCACAGUUUAGUAGAAAAAGUGAAGAAUACUACCAGAGGAUGUUUAUCCACAAGUUUAAAUGGGCGCUUGUGACGGUUUUUAUAUAACUCUGUCUGUGACAUUGCUUUGCAGAGGAAAAUAAAAGGUUAUAAAGUG
Molecule: messenger RNA, 1080 nt
Organism: Pundamilia nyererei
Lineage: Eukaryota; Metazoa; Chordata; Actinopteri; Cichliformes; Cichlidae
Gene: glod5
Product: glyoxalase domain containing 5
Exons: 4
Coding region: 217-729 (170 amino acids)
Source: RefSeq, a predicted model, not a curated record